UCUCUGAUUUGAUUCAAAAAUUAAAAGAUGACGAUUUUCAUAAUUUUUCUAAGUAUAACUUCUUUUGUGCAAGCUUAUCAGUCUUCAGGUUGUGAUGCACCAAUUGGUCAUUACUGUCCUUUGAUAAAUAAUCCAUCACAUUUUGUAAAAUGUGGCAAAGGAAAAUAUCAAGACCUAACAAAUCAAACAUCUUGCAAAUCGUGUAAGUUUGGAGAAUACAAUCUUCAAACUGGACAAUUAAAAUGCAAAGUUUGUCCAGUUGGUCAUUCUUGUCUUUGGAAGAAUAAAUCUCCCGUAAAGUGUCGUAACGGAUCGUAUCAAGACAAAAGAGGAAAAAUAUUUUGUCGAACGUGCCCAACUGGCAAAUUUUGUUCCACAACUGGACCUGUCAUACACAAGAAGAACACUCGUCCUUUACCACCCGAGAAAUUGGCGGCGAUUCGAAAUGCUGCAUUAUAUGCAGAAGAGGCCUACCAAGAAGUAAAUCCAACUGAAACAAGGUUGAAAGACGGCGAGAGGGUGAAAGGCUUUGUCAAGUACGAAGGAAAUAAAAUCGUUGUAUCUUUUCAAGGUUCUAACGACCUUACUGACUGGUAUAGAAAUCUCAAGUUCUUCAAAGAAAGAUAUUCGGGUUGCGAAGAUUGCAAAGUACACAUUGGAUUUUUUCAGUCUUAUAACGCAUUGAAAGAACAAAUGCUUGAGAAAGUAAGCGCUUUAUCUGAUGAACAUUCCGACGCUAGAGUUUUAGUGACAGGUCAUUCACUUGGUGGGGCAAUGGCGACUUUGGCAGCAGUUGAUUUGGUCAAUGCCGGACAUCGUGUCAAUUUAAUAACCUUUGGCUCGCCUAGGGUUGGUAACCAUGAAUUUGCAGAACAUGUCAACGGAGCUUUGAGCGGAUUGAAUCUUAGAAUGACGUAUAAGAAUGACCUUGUUACAGUCAUUCCUCCUCUUAUAAGGUUUGUACAUGUUGGCCAAGAAAUUAAUUGCGUUGGUACAGACAGAUGCCACGAAUAUCCAGCAAACGAAGAUGUAACACAUUUUAGAGGAACAAUUUCAGAUCAUUAUAUGAACAACUAUCUUACAAUAGGCACUUAUCAUUCUUCAGCUUGCAAAGCGCCAGUUGGUCAUUACUGUCCUUCGAUAAAUAAUCCAGCACAUUUUGUAAAAUGUGGCAAAGGAAGAUAUCAAGACAAAGGAGGUCAAACAUCUUGCAAAUCGUGUAAGGAUGGAGAAUACAACAUUGAAACUGGACAAUCAAAAUGUAAUGUUUGUCCAGUUGGUCAUUCUUGUCUUCGUAAAAAUAAAUUACCUGUAAAGUGUCGUAAAGGUCAAUAUCAAGAACAAAAAGGAAAAACAUUGUGCCGAGUCUGCCCAGUUGGUAAAGUUUGUCCCUCAAUAGGACUUGUUAAACCAAACAAGAAAACUCGAGAUAUAAUACCUGACAAAUUGCUGGCGAUUCGUAAAGCUGCAAAAUAUGCCCAGCAGGCCUACGAAGAAGUAAGGCCUGUUGAUUCAAGAUUGUUGGACACGGGUGACAGACGAGUUAAAGGGUUUGUCAAGUACGAAGAUAGUACGAUCGUGGUAUCGUUUCAGGGUUCUGCAGACUUAAUAGACUGGAAAAACAAUCUCAAGUUCUUGCAAAAAUCAUAUCCAGGCUGUCCAAAUUGCAAAGUACACAUUGGAUUCUUUGACUCUUAUAGUCCACUGAAGCAGCAAAUGCUCGAUAAAGUAAACGCUUUUUUUCUUCUCAAUCCCAACUCUAAUGUUUUAGUCACAGGUCAUUCACUUGGAGGAGCAAUGGCUACCUUGGCGGCAAUUGAUUUGGCAAAGAUUAGAUAUCAGGUCGAUUUAAUAACCUUUGGCUCACCAAGAGUUGGUAACAACGAAUUUAAAAAACAUGUUGACAGUAACUUGAAGGGAUUGAAUCUUAGAGUGACGUACAAGAAAGACCCUGUCACAGUCAUUCCUCCACAGUCAUUCGGAUAUCGGCAUGUCGGGGGAAAUUUUUUGCAGGAUAUAAAUGCUAAUGAUAUGCAUGAGUGUCUGACCCGACUCAAAAGUAGAAAGAUGACAAGUUUCAUAAUUUUUCUAAGCAUAACUUCUUAUGUGCUGGCUUAUGAUUCUUCAGCUUGUGAUGCACCAGUUGGUCAUUUUUGCUCUUCGAUAAAUAAUCCAUCACAUUUUGUAAAAUGUGGCAAAGGAAAAUAUCAGGACGAAAGAGGUCAAACAUCUUGCAAGUCGUGUAAGGAUGGUGAAUACAAUAUUCAAACUGGACAAUCAAAAUGUAAAGUUUGUCCAGUUGGUCAUUCUUGUCUUUGGAAAAAUAAAUCACCUGUGAAAUGCCGUGAAGGACUGUAUCAAGAACAAAAAGGAAAAACGUUCGGCAAAGUUUGUCCCUCGAUAGGACUUGAAAAACUAAAGAGGAAAACACGAGAUUUAAUACCCAACCAGUUUUCCGCGAUUCGCAGAGCUGCAAAAUAUGCGCAACAAGCCUACGAAGAAGUAAAUCCACCUGAUUCAAGAUUGUUGGACACAGGAGACAGAAGGGUUAAAGGGUUUGUCAAGUACGAAGAUAAUACGAUCGUGGUAUCGUUUCAGGGUUCUGCCGACUUAAUAGACUGGAAAAACAAUCUCAAGUUCUUGAAAAAAUCAUAUCCAGGCUGCUCAAAUUGCAAAGUACACAUUGGAUUCUUUGACUCUUAUAGUCCAUUGAAGCAGCAAAUGCUCGAUAAAGUAAACGCUUUUUUCCUUCUCAAUCCCAACUCCAAAGUUUUAGUCACAGGUCAUUCACUUGGAGGAGCAAUGGCAACCUUGGCAGCAGUUGAUUUGGUAAAGACUAGAUAUCAGGUCGAUUUAAUAACCUUUGGCUCACCUAGGGUUGGUAACAAAGAAUUUAAAGAACUUGUUGACAGUAACUUAAAUGGAUUGAAUCUUAGAGUGACGUACAAGAGAGACCCUGUCACAGUCAUUCCUCCACAGUUAUUAGGAUAUCGGCAUGUUGGGCUGGAAAUUUAUUGUGUCGGUCCAGGCCAAUGCAAUGAAUAUCCGACAAACGAACCCCCAAACAAAGAUGCAACUCGCAUAAGAGGAAACAUUUUUGAUCAUUUUAUGACAAAUUAUCUUUCAAUUUAAAAUCAAUGCAGUAUGGGUUAAUUUAGAGGGAUUGGAACAAAAUCUUAAGAUUAUUUCUUCAUUUUUUGUUAUCAUGAUGCAAUUAUCUUUUCCUGUAUAGCUUAAAAAGUUUAGUUUUGCAUACCACAACUCAACUUCACCACCUCGUUCUCCACAAUGGAAGUGCUAAUAUGCAACAAUAAAAUGCACCCUAAGUGCUUAAAGCUUAAA
Molecule: messenger RNA, 3342 nt
Organism: Xenia sp. Carnegie-2017
Lineage: Eukaryota; Metazoa; Cnidaria; Anthozoa; Malacalcyonacea; Xeniidae
Exons: 3
Coding region: 28-3132 (1034 amino acids)
Biological process (GO): lipid metabolic process
Source: RefSeq, a predicted model, not a curated record